GCGCGGGCGCGGCCCAAGAUGGCGGCGGGCGGGGGCGCGGCGGGCGGGCUCGGGGCGCCGGGGCCCGAGGGCGCGGAGCCCGCCCAGGAACCUGCUGCCGCCGAACCGCCGGCUGCCCCCGAGCCAGGCGCUGCUGACUCCGAGGCCGGGGGGGACGCUGCCCUGGCCGAUGUCAGCACAGCUCUGGAGACAGAGGCUGCCCACGGGAAGGACCCCCUGGAGGCUGCUGGGGACAACUCGGAGGCCGUGGAUGCCCAGGCAGGCUCUGUGGAUGAGGAGAAUGGGAGGCAGCUGGGAGAGAUCGAGCUGCAGUGUGGGAUUUGCACCAAGUGGUUCACAGCUGACACCUUUGGCAUCGACACCACGUCAUGUCUGCCCUUCAUGACCAACUACAGUUUCCAUUGCAAUGUUUGCCAUCACAGUGGGAACACCUAUUUCUUAAGAAAACAAGCAAAUCUGAAGGAAAUGUGCCUUAGUGCUCUGGCCAACCUGACGUGGCAGUCGAGGACACAAGAUGAGCACCCAAAAACCAUGUUCUCAAAAGAUAAGGAUAUUAUUCCAUUUAUUGACAAAUACUGGGAGUGCAUGACAACACGACAGAGACCUGGGAAAAUGACUUGGCCCAACAAUAUUGUCAAAACUAUGUGUAAAGAAAGAGAUGUCUUCUUGGUGAAAGAGCACCCGGACCCAGGGAGUAAAGACCCAGAAGAAGAUUACCCCAAGUUUGGACUUGUAGACCAAGAUCUUGCCAACAUCGGCCCCGCCUACGACAACCAGAAGCAGAGCAGCGCCGUGGCCAGCAGCGGCAGCAUGAACGGUGGAGCCUCUUUGGGAGGGGGAAUGGCUGCGGGAGGCAGCGGGAAGGGCCGGGGAGCCAAGCGCAAGCAGCAGGACGGAGGGACCACGGGAGCAGCCAAGAAAACCAGGAGUGACCCGCUGUUCUCGGCUCAGCGCCUGCCCCCUCACGGCUACCCCCUGGAGCAUCCCUUCAACAAGGAUGGGUACAGGUACAUCCUGGCUGAGCCUGACCCCCAUGCACCCGACCCUGAGAAGCUGGAGCUGGACUGCUGGGCAGGGAAGCCCAUUCCUGGGGACCUCUACAGGGCCUGCCUCUACGAACGAGUCCUCCUGGCGCUGCACGACCGAGCUCCUCAGCUGAAGAUCUCUGAUGACAGACUGACAGUCGUGGGUGAGAAGGGCUACUCCAUGGUACGAGCCUCGCACGGCGUGCGGAAGGGAGCGUGGUACUUCGAGAUAUCCAUGGAUGAGAUGCCUCCAGACACAGCUGCCAGGUUGGGCUGGUCACAGCCCCUAGGGAACCUCCAGGCUCCUCUGGGAUAUGACAAGUUCAGCUACUCCUGGCGCAGCAAAAAGGGAACCAGGUUUCACCAGUCCAUAGGGAAGCACUAUUCAUCUGGCUAUGGACAGGGGGAUGUUCUGGGGUUUUACAUCAGCCUGCCAGAAGAUACUGAGACUGCCAAAUCACUGCCUGACACGUACAAAGACAAGGCUUUGAUCAAAUUCAAAAGCUACUUGUACUUUGAAGAGAAGGACUUUGUGGACAAAGCAGAGAAGGGCCUGAAGCAAGCACCUGGAAGCCAGAUAAUAUUCUUCAAGAAUGGAGUCAGCCAAGGAAUUGCCUUUAAAGACAUCUUUGAAGGAGUUUAUUUUCCUGCCAUUUCCUUGUACAAAGGCUGCACAGUUUCUAUAAACUUUGGGCCAUACUUUAAGUAUCCACCUAGAGACAUCACCUACCACCCGAUGAGUGACAUGGGCUGGGGGGCUGUGGUGGAGCACACCCUGGCAGAUGUCCUGUACCACGUGGAGACAGAAGUGGAUGGAAGGAGGAGCCCACCCUGGGAGCCAUAACAACACUGACACUGUGGGUAGCCAGUCCAGAGUUUUUAUUCCAGAGGAAACACCCUUCCCUCAGAGCCAUCAGCCCACGAGUGAACAAAGCUGGAGCCAGUGCAGGUGUUUGUACAUUUGGUACCUGCUGAAGAGUCCCACUCUGCUGGAGUCAUGGGAGUGCAGUUUAGUCUGUCUUGUGCUGUGGGCAUCUCGUGGAGCCUGCAGGAGCUCUUGCAGUGUAGAGAGCUGAAGCAGCAGGUGUUGUGUUGAGCUCAUGUCCCAUGUGCUGUGACAGUCAUUUGUUUAGUGGGAGCAGGUGGAGCUCCUGCUGCCUGUACAUGUUCAGCAGCAACACUGACACUUCUCAACUGUAUCCAGCAGCUUCCAUCUGGGAUGUAACAAGACUCUGCAUGUGAGACUUGGACAGCAGCCCAACUGUAUUUUAUUUUUUAUUUCCCAACAAACUGGAAACCAGUUUAAAAAUAAAGGCUUUAACUCUUGGA
Molecule: messenger RNA, 2354 nt
Organism: Apus apus (common swift)
Lineage: Eukaryota; Metazoa; Chordata; Aves; Apodiformes; Apodidae
Gene: ASH2L
Product: ASH2 like, histone lysine methyltransferase complex subunit
Exons: 17
Coding region: 19-1869 (616 amino acids)
Cellular component (GO): Set1C/COMPASS complex
Molecular function (GO): protein binding; transcription cis-regulatory region binding
Source: RefSeq, a predicted model, not a curated record